Molecule: messenger RNA, 3692 nt
Organism: Myiozetetes cayanensis
Lineage: Eukaryota; Metazoa; Chordata; Aves; Passeriformes; Tyrannidae
Gene: TRAF1
Product: TNF receptor associated factor 1
Exons: 13
Coding region: 393-2321 (642 amino acids)
Biological process (GO): tumor necrosis factor-mediated signaling pathway; regulation of apoptotic process; positive regulation of JNK cascade
Cellular component (GO): cytoplasmic side of plasma membrane; plasma membrane signaling receptor complex
Molecular function (GO): ubiquitin protein ligase binding; tumor necrosis factor receptor binding; zinc ion binding
Source: RefSeq, a predicted model, not a curated record
AUUCCCUGCUCCUGGCACAGCCCAGGCUGGCUCCCAGCAAAUCUGAGGAGGGAGGUUCAUCCAAAGCACAGUCGUUAUUUUUUUACUGAAGAGCUGCCCAAAGAACUUUCAAAUUCCUGUUUUCCCUCUCUCUUAGGAAUGCCCUUGAUCCAGAGCACUUAAGAUGUGGAAAGAAGAUAAUCAGGGAUGAUGCAAUGUUAAAUUUUGGCUCUACUGCAGGUGACACAGGGCCCUGGGGACUGCACUGCAGAUCUACCUCUGGAUCUACAUCAGACCACCACCUACAGAUAAGUGCACAGCCCAGAGAAGCAGAGAGAGGGAGGUGGAAAUGAAGAGUCUAUCUGAGCACACACAGCACAGGAAGGUGUCAGACUUCAAGCAAACACUCACUGAUGUCCAACAGCCUCUCACAGAGCCACAGGAACCAGCCGCCAGCUUCUCCCUUUCGGCUGCGCCGGGGGAAUUUACUCCUCGGGGCAUUUCCUCGGCCACUUCCCCGUCCCCGCGGGCCGGGGCUGCGGCGGUGCCCGGAGCGGGGGAAGCCCCGCGGGCGCGGUUCGUGCUCCCCGCUCCUCCCGGCCGGGGCGAGGCAGCAGCGCCCGGAUCAGAGCGAGCCGUGCCCGGGGGGAGCGCCGGGCCCAGCCCAGAUGGCUGAGCACACCAGCAGGGGCCUGCAGGACCUGCCGGGCUCUUCUCCCGAUGAAAACGAGUUUCCUGUUGGAUACCCCACCAGCAUCUGCCAGGAUGUGCCUGGGCAGAAGUACCUGUGCAGCAACUGCAACAACAUCCUGAAGAAGGCCCUGCAGACGCUGUGUGGGCACAGGUACUGCUCUGCCUGCCUCGCCUGGAUCCUGCGAAACAGUAAAAAUGCAAUUUGCCAGAAAUGUAAGGAGGAAGAUCCCAACACUCUGAGUGAGGAAAGCCUGCUGGCAGAAGAAAGGGCUUUUGGUGAUGCUGCCAUCAAUAAAGAGAUUUCUGAACUCAAAGUCCACUGUGUGACCCUCGGGUGCAGCUGGUCUGGUAUCAUGAAAGAUUUUGAAGAGCAUCAGAGCUUAUGUGAAUAUGCUUUAAUCCCUUGUCACACUGGUUGUGGGCACGUGGUGAUGAGGAAAAAACUGGCAGACCACUUGGAAAAUGGCUGUGUCAAUAAUGUGACGGUGUGUCAGCGGUGCCAGCGCAGCUUGUCCAGCUCUGAGUACCAAGAACACUCCUGUGAAGACAAUUUGUGUAAGGAACAAAACCACCUGCAAACAGAAACACCCGAGGAAAAGCAGAGCCUCUCUACACCCUCAGCCCCCAAGGGUGGGUGUCUCUUCUCUGAAGUGGGCUGUUCAUUUAGGGGAAGCAAAGAGAAGGUGAAGGAGCACGAGAAAGCUGCAGUUGGGGCACACUUGCUGCUGCUGCUGCAGCACCUGAGGCAGCUGGAGGGAACCCUGUGCUCUGCUGCCAAGGCUGCCCACAGUGCCACCCCCCAGGCAGAGCUGAACGGGAACAGGGCAGGAAAAGGCAUCUCCAGCCUGCAGAUGCCAGCAGGGCUGGGCACAUGGGGGGAUCUGGAAGUGGACUGUCUCCCUGGAGCUUCUGUUUCUGAGGAUGAGUCUGCCCUGCAGCAGCUGGUGAGGGAGAAAGUGGUUUCUGAGCUGGAGAACAAGCUGCAGGUGUUUGAGAACAUCGUGGCAGUGCUCAAUAAGGAGGUGGAGAGCUCCACCCUGGAAAUCAUGGCCUUCCGCAGGCAGAGCGAGCUGGACCAAAACAUCAUCCGAGGCCUCGAGCUGAAGAUCGCGGAGCUGCAGCGGUGCCUGACGCAGAAGGACGCGGGGCUGAGCAGCCUGCACAAGAGCCUGCUGUUCUCAGAGCAGGCCUCCUACGAUGGCACCUUCCUCUGGAAGAUAACAGACGUGGGCAGGAAGCUCCAGGACUCCGUGACUGGCAGGACAAUGGGGUUGUACUCACCAGCUUUCUACACUGCGAGGUAUGGCUACAAGGUGUGUCUGAGGGUGUAUCUGAACGGGGAUGGCACAGGGAAAGGGACCCACCUGUCCCUGUUCUUCGUGGUCAUGAAAGGAGACUAUGACGCUUUGCUCCCCUGGCCUUUCAGGCACAAGGUGACGUUUAUGUUGCUGGACCAGAACAACAGGGAGCACGUCAUCGACGCCUUCCGGCCCGAUUUGGCGUCCGCGUCCUUCCAGCGGCCGCUGCACGACAUGAACGUGGCCAGUGGCUGCCCCACCUUCCUGCCCCUGGCCAAGCUGCAGUCCCCCAGGCACGCCUACGUCAAGGAGGACACGCUUUUCCUCAAGUGCAUCAUAGAAACCAACUAGAGGAUCUUGGCAUCUGGGGGAUCCCCACCCAAAAAGCCGCCGGUUUGGAGGCCUCGUGCGGGUUUUCGGGCGCACGCGAAGCCCGCUCGUGUCACCUGGAGGAUCCCCCUGUGCUGCAGAUGCCAAGGGGCUUCCCCCAGUGCCCACGGGAUGGGAUUAUCCCACCCAGACAGCCGCUCCUCCCUGUGGGGGUGUUGGUUCCAUCACCCCCAGCCCGUCUGGGGGGGUCUGUGGAGAAAGCACCGCUCUCCCUCACACCCAGCCCGGCCGGGGUUCCUGGCAGGGACUGAGGCUCAAAUCCCUUGGAUUGCCAGGUUUGGGGGGUGCAAGGGGGAAGCUGAGCAUUCCCAUCCUCUGGCAGCACCGUGGCACGUGCAGCUCCCUGUGCAGGAGGCACAGAGUCCUGGGAGAGCUGCACCUGCAGCCCCAGGGUGGGAUUCUGGCUCUUCCCAGCAGGACCAAGGGCAGGUUCCUCCCCCUGAGGUGUCCCUGCUCGUGGGGCAGCACUGGUGGCUCCCCUCCCUGCCCUGGGGGAUUUCUCCCUUUCUUUAUUUUGGACCUGUGUUUGUGUGCCCUGGAGACAGAGCUUGUGCUGCAGCAGCAGCAGGGACCAGAUCACCCCGUGCCUUGGGGGAAUUACUCCUGGGUUUCCAGAGGAGCUGUUUGAUUUUCCUGAUUUUCCCAUUGCAGAUCUGGAGCUCUGGGGUUUGGAAACCCCUGGAAACCCAGAGCUCUGCUCCAGGCAGGACAGGGAUCCCUCAGUGGCUUUGAACUCUCCAGUCACUUCUUGAACCUUCCAGGCAAGUGACUUAUUGGAAAUUAUUGAUUUUUUUUUUUUACUACUUUUUUUCACAUGCUCUGAUGUUUCAGUCUUUUCACACCCUGAAACAGAAGUAACUGCAGAAAUGGGUUUUCCUUUUUUUUUUUUAAUAGAAGUAAGAAAUUAAUAAUUAUUUUUUUUUAAUAUGCAAGAGCAGCUUGGCACUGUCUGGAUGUGUGCAAAACCUCUCAUUUCUAUCUUGACAGCAUCCUUUAAAAUAAUUAGUUGUGAUAAAGUAUCACAUUUCCAAAACACCCACCCCAUAAACAAAUAUUUAUCAAAGCUUGUUUGGGAAGAAACUGGAUAUUCUUUGCCAUCACAGACACACAGUCUCUCUGCCUGUCUGUCUUUUCCUCUAUUCAAUAUUUAAAGUGUCUUUCAAGGACAGAAAGUUAUUUUUCCAGCCCCUGUAACCACACUGGGGUCAUUUGCCUAAAAAUAUUCUGCUUCUCAUGGCUGUAUCACUGUGGCAAGUGCUGUAUUUAUUACAAUCAGUCAUAUUUUCUUACCAUUUUAUUUAUUUCCUGAAUAAAGCUCAGUAACUUAGGAAA